ACGUAUGGUGAAGAAUUUGUCAGCACGUGGGAUGUGGUAGGAUUUGAUAUAAGACUCAUCCAAACAUACACGUGUACAGCUGCGGAAAGAGUUCACUUCACCUUAGGCGAAGGAAAAAUUAUACUCGCCGAAAUGUCUGUGGUAUCCUCAAGAACUGUCAGCAGUGUGUCAUCUAUGCUGAAAGACAGUGGAGUUAGAGCGCAGUUUAUUAAACAACCUGACAAAAUAUACAAACCUCCAAAAGAUAUUAAAGAUAUAUUACAUAAUUAUAAGGGUAUUAGAAAAAAAGAAUAUGAUAAGUUGAUACAUUCGCUUAAAAAUUGUGUUGUAAAGGAUAGCAAUUUAGCAGAAUUCAUAAAUGAGACAAUGCAAUAUAUCUCCUUGUUAGAUAAUGAACAUAAAUUGUUUGUUGAAGCACUUCUUCAAAUUGACUGGACGACUAGAUCAUCACAAGUGAUUUUUACAUAUAAACUCUUUUUGCAAAAUUUAGCUUGUAUGCAGACGUUUCAUACAAAUAUUGUAAUAAAUUGUCUCGUUGAAUUGUUUAAACCAAAAAAUAAUACCGAACAUGAAAUUGGGCAAUUUAAGGAUGAAGAUAUAGAAAGGCUAAAUCAUAUACAUGAUAUAUUACGUGAAAUUUUGAGAGUAGUACCAAUGUCAAAUAAUGAUUUGCUCGAAGCCAUCGAAUUACAUUUUCCAUUUCAUCUUAUACAUGGCACUUACGUACAUGAAAUUUAUCUCCAUGCAUUAUUAGAAAUGCUAAAUUAUGCACCUCAGCUAAGAAGAAAUAUGUUUAUCCUUAUUAUUCAAAAGCUAGUGACGUUGGAUGUCAAUAUACCUUGUGAAGAAGCAAACAAUAAGGACAUUGUAGAAGAUGAUUGUAUUAAUAAUGGGACAAGUGAUAAUGAUAAUCUGACCAAAAUUAACAGUGACACAGACAAAAGCAGGACUGUCCAUCCAGUUGCACGUAUACUAGACUCAUGCAUGGAAUUAUUUUUCAAAUUUAUACACGAGUUUUGUUUUGUGAAUGACGUUCUGCAAAUAAAGAACCUAGAGAUACUAUGUAAUGAUAUUGUCUAUGCAUUCGAAAAAGAAAUAUUAAAUAUGUACGGCAUUCGAUACGUACAAUAUAUCAUGUUCUACAUAUGCAGUUUUGGAUUUUCUACAAUUAAGGAAAAGUUUAUAAAUUGGUUGUGGCAGAUGGUGGUGAAACCUAAUCCUACAGUGCCACCGAUUUAUCGGCAAACGGCUAUUUGUUAUAUUUCUAGUAUGCUUGCCACUGCCUCAUUUAUCUCUCCGCAGUUAGUGGAAACAAUGAUAUCUAAAAUGACGCAAUGGCUGAACAAAUAUAUCACCUCGCAGGAAUGUUCGGAAUACAUUGAAGAUUGUGCAAAACAUGUUGUAUUUUACUCUGUUUGUCAAGCGUUCUUUUAUUUAUUUGUUGCGAGGUACAAGCAUUUUGUAUUUGACUUAAAAUAUGAAAAAUUUCUUCAGAAUCUUUCUCUUUCAAUAUCCAAAAUUGUUACUUGUAAAUUAAAUCCCUUAAAGAUGUGCGAUACCAAGAUUGUUCACGCUUUUGCCCAAACUACAAGAACAUAUGGACUAGCCUAUUGCGAUACUGUAAUCGAAUAUAAUGAGCGCAAUCAAUUACCUAUUUUUGGAAUGGAAUCCCAUUUGUCUGUUUCAAUUCCUAAUUUUUUCCCGUUUGAAUCUUAUACAUUAGAACAUAGUAGACGAAGAAUAGCUCCUUUAUUUUAUAAUAAUGCAGCAAAUACUGACUGUUCAUCAGUUAAUAAAUAUGAAUAA
Messenger RNA from Cyphomyrmex costatus, 1806 nucleotides. RefSeq names its product RNA polymerase I-specific transcription initiation factor RRN3 homolog Tif-IA (gene Tif-IA). The coding region runs from base 133 to 1806 and encodes 557 amino acids. Gene Ontology annotation, biological process: transcription initiation at RNA polymerase I promoter. The record is from RefSeq and is a predicted model, not a curated record. NCBI's taxonomy places the organism in Eukaryota, Metazoa, Arthropoda, Insecta, Hymenoptera, Formicidae. Gene Ontology annotation, molecular function: RNA polymerase I core binding; RNA polymerase I general transcription initiation factor activity. The transcript is spliced from 8 exons. Gene Ontology annotation, cellular component: nucleus.